This is a messenger RNA of Camelina sativa (false flax), 1125 nucleotides long. RefSeq names its product PLASMODESMATA CALLOSE-BINDING PROTEIN 4. Lineage: Eukaryota; Viridiplantae; Streptophyta; Magnoliopsida; Brassicales; Brassicaceae. The record is from RefSeq and is a predicted model, not a curated record.
AAACAUAGUCAUACACUUGCCGUUAUUGUCUAGAACUCUCUCUCUCUCUCUCUAUCUCGCUCUCUUCCUUACACAUCUCUCACCGUCUCACACAUCUCUGAACCUAAGACAACUUCGAUCUAAAAAAGCCUUCUCUCCUUUAGAUUCUCUUCUCCAACACAAUCAUGUCGGUGUUACUCCCUCUCUGUAUGAUUAUCUCCAUGUUUACCUAUUCACACGCGGCGUACUGUGUGUGCAAAGAUGGGAACGAGCAAGUGCUUCAGAAAGCAAUAGACUACGCUUGUGGAAAUGGAGCUGAUUGUAGCCAGAUCCAGACCUCUGGAGCUUGUUUCCAACCUAACACCGUCAAAAACCACUGUGACGUCGCCGUCAACAGUUACUACCAGAAAAAAGCUUCUACCGGCGCCACCUGUGACUUCAACGGCGCUGCUACCAUCUCUCCGUCUGCAUCAUCAAGCUGUUUAAGUGGUUCAAGCUCUAGUGGGACUCCAACCACCGGGACACCAACCAGUGGAACACCAACCAGUGGAACUCCAACCAGUGGGACACCAACCAGUGGAACCCCGACCGGUGGUACUCCAACCAGUGGGACCCCAACUGGUGGUACUCCAACCAGUGGGACACCGACUAGUGGCUUCCCAAACACCGGGACUCCUAGCACGGGGACUUCCACUGGGAUGCCAAAUUCAGGUAACAACGGGAUGCCAACUUCAUCAUCGUCUUCGGUGUUCCCUGGCACUACUCUUGGACCGACUGGUAGCGGUGGACUAGGUGAUCCAAAUGCUGGAGAGAAGCUGUCAGUUCGAGCUAACACGGUCUUCUUCUUAUUAAUCGGUGUAGCUAUCAUGCUUGUCAUGAACGCUUAGAAGUCACACGGUCGGUUGUGGUUGUAAUUGGAAUUGCGGAGAGAGAUCUUUGCCAACGGGCUCAUGGUCGAUAGAGCCAUCUCUUUUUUCACUCUGUCUUUCUAGGGUUUGGGAAUUAGGUUGGCCGAGAGACAUAUAAUGCUGGUAGUAGCUAGUAUUUUGGUAUGAUGUACAACUUAACUAAGAGCUGUUUCUUUGUUUUGUAAAUCCGGAGGAUGGGAUGAUCUUUUCUUUCUUUCUAUUCUUUUUAUCUUGGAUC